CCCAAACAGCACAAUGGAUACCCAUGAUUGAGAGCAUCAAGAGAGAGGCGGAGGAUACUGCCAAAUCAAUUAUGGAGGAACGGUUAAUACAGGAGCAUAUAGAGAUGGCGCGUAUGGCAGAAGAGGUUGCAAGGCAGACAGCAGAGAUGGCGGUCAGGGAGUUGGCGCAGGCUCGUUUUGGCAUUCAGACCAUUGUGGAGGAGCCAGAAGAUGAUGAUCAAGAAUUACAAGUGCUGCAGGAAGAGGAUAGUAAGAUGGAAAUCCAACAAAAUCACACUGCAGCGGUUGCUUCAGAAGAGCUGGAGGCUGAAGGGGUAACAGAGACUGCGUUACCAACUGAAACCCCUGUAGAAGAGUUCAAGCUCCUUUCACCCACACAGCAGGAACCAGGGCCUGAAUCUGAACCUGAGCUUGAGCUUGAACCCAAACCCGGAUCUGAAGGCUCUUUAGCUGAAGAGCUCCAUGAGGAAGAGGAAGCCAGGGACUCUGAACCUGAACCUGAACCUGAACCUGAACCUGAACCUGAGCUUGAGCUUGAACCCAAACCCGGAUCUGAAGGCUCUUUAGCUGAAGAGCUCCAUGAGGAAGAGGAACCCAGGGACUCUGAAGCUGAACCUGGCCUGAUCACUCAGCAACCUCAGUCCAUUUCCAGCAGCUCAACAUCAAGGACUGUUACUCCGGUGGAGAGUGCAGCUACUGAAGAGGAAAGUAGUGUUCAUUCCAGAUGUGAUGCUCUGAAGAGCUGCCUCAUGCGAAUCCCCUAUGCACCACAGGCCCUCGACAGCUUCAACCAGUUCAUGAAAGACAACAACAUCUCCUUUCCCAAAGUGCCUUCUAUACCCAACUUGCCCCCUGCUCUGGCUGAGAUCACCCAACAGCUGCCAUCGCUACCGCCUCAUCUGGCUCAGAUAUGCCAACAAAUCUCUCAGCAAAUCUCCAAAAUCCCUCAGCAAUUCCCAAACCUGUCCCAGUCGUGCUUUAGUGCUCCUCACCACUUUCCCAGCUUCCCCCUGCAAUUAUCCAGCCUCCCACAACGGUUUUCCAUCUUUCCACAACAGGAAUCCAACAUUCCUCAGCAACUUAUGGAAUCCAGCAUUCCACAAAAGGUAUCCAGCAUUCCACAAAAGAUCUCCAGAAUUUCACAGUGUGCCCAGCAAUACUACUCUAACAUUCAGAAAAGUCUAAACAAACUUAAGCCAGAGCAGGAUGCACAAGCAGCAACUGCAGAAGACUAGGGAUCUGGAACUGGACCAUCUAGUCCAUCAAUCUCCUAUCCACUCCCCCUGUAGCAUCUCACUCUCCUCCCCAAGUUCCGUUCUGGACCUGCCCAAUGUGUCCUCUUACCUCUGCCUGCCACACACCAUCCAGGCAGUUGUCAGGGGUCGCCAACCCUGCGUUACACAUUGAAGAUGACCCCACCUCCUCUAGACCCUCAGUGAGCGUACACCCAGCUGUGAAUGUGGAAGUUGAUUCCGACAGAGGGAAAGGAAAAAGAAGAUCCCGCCCCAUAACCCCAAUCAUCAACCCACAGGACCCCAACCUCAAAACCCUCACUGUUCCUGGUGUCCCUAAAGCCAACCAAAUCAGCAAGAGACUUGACUCAAGAUGACGAAGAAGAGGAGGAUAUAGAAACUACUGUCAGGGCCUGGCCAAGCAAGAGCAGCAUUACGAGUGCAGAUGACGGAUCGUCUUCAGUCUUAAUCAACGUCCAGCCUCAUCAGACAGCCUGAUUAGUACUGUGGUAAACGAGAGAUUACAGGAGAUGAUCAAGCUGUUCAAAGAGAGAAUGGAGCAUGUCAAAGAGAAACUGACUGAUCCAGAUAACUCGGACGAUGAGACACCGCAUGCACAGUGACAAGGAGGAGAUAAGAGAUAAUUACUUCAAAGUUAUAUGAUUCAAGGUAAUGUGAGAUAUUUUUACAGAUUGAUUCGAACCACAACCUACCUGCUGUACGAUGUCCACUGCAAUGCCUGUCUCUAUUACUGGGGCUCAGCAUACGAGGGUCUGGGUUUCUCAGAUGGGACAGGCAAUAGGAAAAUGGUGAAAAAGCCAGCUGAGAAGAAAGGGAAAGAGAAGGAACCCAUCAAGAUUAUUUCUCCUUGUGCCGAGACACCCAAACUGUUAAAAGUAGCACUGGAGAUGACUGAGAAAUCAGGGAUGAAAGGAACAUGGUCCAAACUGAAGGAGAAGACCAACAGAUCCAGUUGAUUGGAUAAAGUGUCCAAAUACUUCUAUACCUUGUAACGCUCCAUGUCUUCUUCUGUGGCUCCCAACUCACCAGUCCACAAACCGCACUCAGAGCAAGACAUUCACAUGACCCCCACCGGGACUGGAGAUGGGAAUUUGUUUGCUAAAGACAGCCCAGGAGAGGAGAAAACAAAUAAAUCUCUGGACAGCUGAGAGGGCGUUAAAAUGGUCGCACAAGACGCACAGUUGUGCUCUGUGUUUUGGGUCUAAAAUGGGUUGUGAGACAGAAACAUUCACAGAAGUCUCUGAAAUGGACUUGGGAGUGAACAAAACUGUCUCUUCAUCUAUACCAUAUACACAAGACGUUUUCAUCUCUCAUUCAGAAUAAAUCUCAAUAGAAUAAAGUAAUAUAUCACGAGCAAGGACACAAAAAGCAUGAUUGUUCUAUAAACAAAAAGAUAAAGGGAUAGUUCACCCAAAAAUUAAAAUUCUCUCAUCAUUUACUCACCCUCAUGCCAUCCCAGAUGU
Molecule: messenger RNA, 2716 nt
Organism: Xyrauchen texanus (razorback sucker)
Lineage: Eukaryota; Metazoa; Chordata; Actinopteri; Cypriniformes; Catostomidae
Product: pinin-like
Exons: 13
Coding region: 24-1235 (403 amino acids)
Source: RefSeq, a predicted model, not a curated record